CAGAAUUAAGUGGUAAAUCAUUCAUUAAUCAAAGUAAAUACCUAUAAUUAAUUGAUUAUUCCUGAUUAGAUUAAACCCAAACCCUCUAAAGCAAUCCAAAUUACAACACCACUCAAUCUUUGUACCAUAAUUCUCCUCCAUCCAUUGAAAGUUGUUGAGCUGCUGCACAAACCAAAUCCAAAGACAUUCAAGUAACUCCAUUCUUCCUUGUUAUUUCCAUAUACGUAUAAAUCUCCACUUGAUAAAAAGAUUUUUUUGAGAAAACUUGUCUUUGAUUGUUUUGUUUUCUAUAUAAGUGGUUCAACCUACUAAUAAAGAAAAACUUGAUCGAACAAACAUUACCCAUAAAAGCGAAGCUGGCGUACCGCACUUUUCUAACGCUUAAAUCAUUUUCCGUGGCUUCUUUUGUAAGUAGUGGAUGAUAAUAACUUUGUCUUCCAUAAACACAAAAAAAUGACAGCAUUGUCGUGCAACGUUUCGAAUCGUGCACAUGGUUUAUGUAAUGAGCCAGAGAUCUGGAGAAAUGAAGGUAUCCCAAGAGAUGGAUUUCGAAACACGGUGGGCAUGAGAUGUAAUAAAAGGGAAGGAAGAAGAUGUUUUGUUCUGAAAGCUAGUAGCAGCGGAUAUCAAAAGGUAGAGAAGAUUAAUGGCAGAAAAGUGAACGGUACGUACAUUGAAAGGACUUACGAUCGGGCACAAGAAAGCAAUAGUUGGGAUGGUGCGCCUGUUCAUGAGUUUCAGCUGGGUAGAUUCGUCGAAGGGCGGUUUGUGUACAGACAGUUAUUUGUUAUCAGGUCUUAUGAAAUUGGACCUGACAAAACAGCUACAAUGGAAACUCUCAUGAAUCUGCUUCAGGAAACGGCCCUUAAUCACGUAAUGAGCUCUGGCCUAGCUGGUGAUGGUUUUGGAGCAACUCAUGAGAUGAGCCUCAGAAAACUUAUCUGGGUUGUCACCCGCAUACACAUCCAAGUUGAGAAAUACAGCUCCUGGGGAGAUGUGGUGGAAGUUAACACUUGGGUAGAUGCUGCUGGAAAGAAUGGGAUGCGUAGGGAAUGGGAAAUUCGGGAUAAUAAGACGCAACAGAUAAUAACAAGAGCUACAAGUACAUGGGUGGUCAUGAAUAGAGAAACAAGAAGGUUGUCUAAGAUGCCAGAACAAGUGAGGCAAGAGGUGAAACCCUUCUACCUGAAUAGAGCUGCAAUCGGUGAAGCAGUAGAUGAUACAGCUAAAAUUGACAAGCUCAGUAAUGAUACUGCAGAGAGCAUCCGUUCGGGUUUAGCUCCUAGAUGGAGCGACAUGGAUGCCAAUCAACAUGUGAACAAUGUGAAAUAUAUCGGAUGGAUUUUAGAGAGUGUACCUAUAAAUGUAUUGGAAGACUACAAUCUCACAAGUAUGACACUAGAAUUUCGACGCGAGUGCCGGCAAUCAAAUUUGCUAGAGUCCUUGACAGAUAUGGAAGUAAUUGAAGCUGAAGAAACAACCAACAAUGGAAGCAAAACUAAAGCAGAUUUUAGAAGCACACACCUAAUUCGAAUGCAACGAGAUAAAGCUGAGAUCGUGCGAGCAAGAGCAGAAUGGCGAUCCAAACAAAAACACAAAUGAAUAGGACUAUUAGAUGUUUAUAAAUAUUUAUCACUCAAUUUAUAUUCUUUUUGGGUUUUUGUUGUGUUUUUUUUCCUUUUUUCUGUCAGGAAUUACAACCCUCGUGUUUAGUACAUUUUGGUGUUUGUGAGUAUCUUGGAGUUGUGAGCAUUAAAUUUUGUGAGGACAAGCUUUUUUUCUGCCUAGUAAAAUUUGAGCAUUAUUAUGUAUUCCUAAAUCAAACCCACAAUGGUUCUUAUCAGUAGACCAA
This is a messenger RNA of Papaver somniferum (opium poppy), 1852 nucleotides long. Its product is annotated as palmitoyl-acyl carrier protein thioesterase, chloroplastic-like. Gene Ontology annotation, biological process: fatty acid biosynthetic process. The transcript has 6 exons. Gene Ontology annotation, molecular function: fatty acyl-[ACP] hydrolase activity; acyl carrier activity. Lineage: Eukaryota; Viridiplantae; Streptophyta; Magnoliopsida; Ranunculales; Papaveraceae. The record is from RefSeq and is a predicted model, not a curated record. The coding region runs from base 454 to 1602 and encodes 382 amino acids.